This is a messenger RNA of Amphiprion ocellaris (clown anemonefish), 1418 nucleotides long. RefSeq names its product cholesterol 25-hydroxylase-like protein. The record is from RefSeq and is a predicted model, not a curated record. Bases 13 to 810 code for a protein of 265 amino acids. Gene Ontology annotation, biological process: sterol biosynthetic process; cholesterol metabolic process. The transcript has a single exon. Gene Ontology annotation, molecular function: iron ion binding; C-4 methylsterol oxidase activity; steroid hydroxylase activity. NCBI's taxonomy places the organism in Eukaryota, Metazoa, Chordata, Actinopteri, Pomacentridae.
CACACUGCAGGGAUGACAAGCUCAGAGUGCACACAGAGGCUGCUCCUGCAGAGUCUCUGGGACUGGUUGAGAGAUCAGCAGACUGUCCUCAGAUCUCCAUUUUUCCCAGUUUUGUUCUCCCUGACAGUUUACCUGAGCUGCUGUUUGCCUUAUGCCUGCCUGGAUUUGCUCUGCUCCAGACUGACCCUGUUUCGCCGCUUCAAGAUCCAGCCUCAGAGAAAAGUGACAUGGGUCAUGGCUUGGAGGUGCCUGCGUAAAAUUUUCCACAACCACGUGUGUUUCCUUCUGCCUCUGUCUGUCAUGCACUGGUACUGGAAACCUGUGGUUUCUCCUCCGCUGGCACCAGACGUGCCGUCUGUUGUCAGGGAUGUUCUGGCCUGCCUCCUCCUCUUCGACAUGCAGUACUUUCUGUGGCAUCUGCUACACCACAAGGUUCCCUGGCUCUACCAUUCCUUCCACAAGGAGCACCACCUCAACACUGCUACCUUCUCCCUGACCACGGAAUACACAGGAGUCUGGGAGAUGCUGAGCCUCAGCUUCUUCUCUAUGCUGAACCCUGCGCUGCUGAACUGCCAUCCACUCACAGAGAUGUUCUUCUUCAUCACUAACAUUUACCUGUCCGUGGAGGCUCACUCAGGCUAUGAAUUUCCCUGGUCUCCACAUAACCUGGUCCCAUUCGGCCUCUACGGAGGAGCUCAGCAUCAUGAUCUCCAUCACCUCAAAUUUAAGGUGAACUACGCUCCAUAUUUCACACACUGGGAUAGACUCUUCGGAACACUGUGGGAAGAGAAAACUCAGAACGAGGAGUAAAACACUGAGACUUUAAAGAGGUGAAGCACAUUUAUUCCUGCUAUGAACCUGCAAGAAGAGCACUAAUAAUGAAGGCUGAUUUUUAUACAACUUGCUGACGUUCUGUUGCACUUCAUGCUCAAAUAUGUUUGUCAACAUAUCUAUGUCCAGUCUAUAAUGUAGCCGUUUCAGUGCGCACACUAAGAAGGCAUUGCUGCUUAAACAGAAUCAGUGUUUUGAAGGAAAAAAAAAUGUAAAAACUCAGCUCACAAAUAAACCACUGGAUGUACAUACACCUGUGAUAAGCAAGAAAUCUUAAAUGAGACAGAAGUUGUCUUUUUACUCAUAUUUUUGUGAUUAAUUUGAUUCAAUCUGCACCAACUGACUAUAAGGACGGACACCAGAGAAGUGGACAAUACUGGCAUUUUUGCCCUUUUUCUUUUUUAGUGAACAGAAACAGGAAACUGCGGCUGAGAGAGAAAGGAAUGGCAUGUAGCAGCUAUCCCCGAGGCGGAAAGUGAACUGCGAGCACUGCGGUUAAAUGAAGCUACUGGUUAACCCCAGUCAUUGUAAUAUUAUUUCAUAUUCAAUUAAAACUAAAUUACUUUGGAAACUGUGGUGUUUUGUUG